Chenopodium quinoa (quinoa) is the source of this 3074-nucleotide messenger RNA. RefSeq names its product DNA repair protein RAD51 homolog 2-like. The record is from RefSeq and is a predicted model, not a curated record. The coding region runs from base 1648 to 2769 and encodes 373 amino acids. Gene Ontology annotation, biological process: double-strand break repair via homologous recombination. Lineage: Eukaryota; Viridiplantae; Streptophyta; Magnoliopsida; Caryophyllales; Amaranthaceae. The transcript has 12 exons. Gene Ontology annotation, molecular function: double-stranded DNA binding; single-stranded DNA binding; ATP-dependent DNA damage sensor activity. Gene Ontology annotation, cellular component: replication fork; Rad51B-Rad51C-Rad51D-XRCC2 complex.
UUAAUCACUUAAAAGUCUCUUAGGGAAUAAUCACCUCCUAGAAAACAACUAACAAUCAUAAAUUAAUACCCAAACUAAUUUCCAGCAAUAUAAUUAGAUUAAAGACACCUUAAAACUUCCUUUAAAACAUGUUUUUAUGCUUAAUUAAUGAUUAAAAAUACACUAGGUACAAAGCCCCAAUGUAAUUGCUCAUAAGAACCCUAAAAUUCCAAUUUUAAUAAAUUAAAACCCUAGAUUUUAAAACUCAUAAAAUCUGAAAUUUUAAAAUAUAAUUAUAAUAUGAAAUUAUAAGUUUAAAACAUCAUAAACAUGAUUAUAUAAUCAAUUAAUCAUACUUAAAACAAUAAAAUAAAAAAGGAUCACAAACAAGGGUAUAAAAUAGGAAAUAGGAUAAAAUAAGAGGAGAGGGAGAUGGGAAGAGCCACGACAGGUGGCCGACAGUGGCUGGGCGAACUGUCGGUGGUCGGUGUCGGUUUUUGGUGGGCAGGGGUGACUGACAGAAGCAGGUGGCAGUGAGGGUGGAAACUCACGUAAGAAGAGGCAAAACAAAGAAAGGAAAAAAAAAGAGGAAAAAGAAAAUAAAAGGAGAAAUAAAAUAAAACUAACCUUUUUGUGUGGGAAAAUUUGGGAAUGAAUGGGGUAUAUAUAGGGUAAGUUUCCUAAAAAAAAAUAUGAAUUGUAGGGUAAGUAAAGUAAGAUUAGAUUGGAACUCAAGAAUAAAAUAACGGGCCACUUAAUUAAUAGAAAUAAAUUGGACUUUUAUUUUAAUAGUCAAUCGUAGAAUGUAGGUACAUAAAAUUAUUUGUACUAAUAAAUUUUCACCCAAAAUAAUAAUUUGAAACUUUUUAAAAAAAUAAAUUCCAGAAAAUACAAAUAAAUAAAAUAAAAUUUCAUUUAUAAAUUAUUUAAAAAUACGGGGAUUACAAAUUCGAUUCAGUUCAGUUUCGGGUUGAAAAAAUUAGGCCGGAUCGGUUUUCGGUUUUCAAAAACCGGGUAUUUAACUGUUCAUUUCUUUUUCGGAUCGGUUCGAAAUAGUCGGGUUUAAAGGUUUGCAUUAGAAAUUGACAGCUUUAGAAAUGGAGGUAGUAUUAAUUGUUACGAUUCCAUUUUUUUCAAUUUCAAUAAUACCUCCUAUUGUUACAUUGCGCAAAAUUUUUUAUUUACCUUGUUACGGUUAAGUAUUGGCACAUAGCUGUUAUUUACAUGACAAGUACAUAGCAACUAUAAGAUAAAAGAGUGGUGAAUUUUUUUUUUUUCUUUAGUGGUAAUGACUAUAAAUAGUACUACUAAAACAAUAUAUACUUUAGUAGUAUAAAAUAUAAAAUACAUGUAUAAUUGUACAUUAAAAAUACCCCUUUUAGUAUAAUUGUACAUUAAAAAUACCACUGUAUCAAUAAAAAAAAUCAGAAAAAUUAAAUGAAUUUACCAAUUAGCGCUCCUAUAUGCAUCCCAAAUAAAUAACAGCUAUGCACCUAGUUGUUUUAGUAGUAUGUUUAUAGCCAUUGUAUGGUAGAAGAAAAAAAAAAUUGCCCACUCUUUUGUCUUAUUAUAGCUGCUAUGCGCCAAUAUUAACCCUUACCAUUUCCUAUAUGAUAUAGGGUUUAUAUUUGGCGGGAAAAGCCAUUGAAUUCGGAAGAACUGAGGAAGAUGGCGAAUCGGCUUAUCAGUGAAAUGGGUCUUCCCAACUCAAUUGCCAACAUCUUUGCAGCCCGCAAUAUCAAAACUGCCAAGGAUGCACUUUCGCUAACAGAAUUUGAGUUGAUGGAGUUACUUGAUGUGGGGUUGACAGAGGUGACAUCCGCACUUGCAUACAUCAGUGAAGUGGUCUGCCCACCCUUUGAAACUGCAUUAUCGCUUUUGGAGCAACGAGUUCAAAAUGAACACUUGGCUGGCCAUCUUCCUACAAAACUAGAGGGUUUAGACAAGGCCUUGUGCGGUGGGAUUCCAUUUGGCGUUGUGACUGAGCUGGUUGGUCCAGCAGGGAUCGGAAAAACACAAUUUUGCCUGAAGCUGGCAUUACUGGCUUCACUUCCAGUGAGUUGUGGUGGCUUAGAUGGUCAUGUUAUUUACAUUGAUGUGGAGUCCAAAUUCAGCUCACGAAGGAUGAUAGAGAUUGGGUCAAAAAGUUUUCCAGAAGUAUUUUAUCGUGAAGGGAUGGCGAAAGAGAUGGCAGGUAGAAUUCUGGUGUUGCAGCCUACAUCGCUUCUUGAGUUUACUGAUAGCUUGCAGCAAAUAAAGGUUUUAUUGCUCCAGAAUAAAGCGAAGUUGCUUAUCAUUGACAGUAUGGCCGCUCUUCUUUCUGGGGAAUAUGAGCAGACAAAUCCUAGACAGCAUGCACUUGCAUGGCAUAUUUCAUUCAUCAAAUCACUAGCAGAGCUCUCACGGAUACCUAUUGUUGUGACAAACCAAGUUAGAUCACAAUCACAUGAUGACUCUUUGUUUUCUUUCCAACAUACUGAUGGUACCAAUUUGCAGAUGCAGACUAGAUCAGACAAUCUUACAAGAUUUGACACUCAUCUGAUUGCUGCUUUAGGGAUUCACUGGGCACAUGCUGUAAGCAUAAGGCUUAUCCUUGACUCGAGAUCUGGUCAAAGAUACAUGAAGAUUGCAAAAUCUCCAAUGUCUCCACCUCUGCAAUUUUGUUUUGAGAUAACUGCUUCCGGAAUUUCCUUCUUAAGUGAUGAUGGUGUCGAAGUCUCAGGGCCACAAAUUAAUGCAAUACACUCUCAUGGUCACAGCGACAUUAUCUAUUGCGGUGAUACGUGCUAGUUGAAUUCUUUUGCUCAGAACAAUGCCCAUUGAUCAGUAAAUGAGUAAUUUGAAGCACUUAUCUAACUACAAAUCUGAUCCCUCCAGCCUUUCUUAAUUAAUCCACUUUGUAAUCAUGCAUAAGAUGUACAGAAUAUUUUUAAUUAUAAUUUGCUGUUGUGAUUUUGGAUGUCUCAGACAAUAUACGGAGUAGUCGAUUAAUUUGGGUACUAUUAGUUGGUUCAGUACAUGUUCGUAUAUUCCUACCCAGAAACUACUUUUCAUUUAAUGGUUGAAAGACCAAAGAAAAAGAGACUUUUAUAGUA